Messenger RNA from Alternaria atra, 1152 nucleotides. RefSeq lists its product as uncharacterized. NCBI's taxonomy places the organism in Eukaryota, Fungi, Ascomycota, Dothideomycetes, Pleosporales, Pleosporaceae. The record is from RefSeq and is a predicted model, not a curated record. Bases 1 to 1152 code for a protein of 383 amino acids. The transcript has a single exon.
AUGAACAUGAUGCGCAAGAAGGCGCAGUACGUGAACAUCACACCCAUUCCGUCUUUUAUACCGCGCCAGCUCGCAAUCGACUUCCUUCACAGCCACGGCGAGAUCCUCGAGUUGAACCCACUCGUUACCGGCCACGAACCCAUCAAAGCACCGCGCGACGCUCCAGCAGACGAAUUCUAUUCAACAUGGUACGAGAUAUCGCAGCGCAUACAAUAUAUACCUGGCAUUGGCAAGAUGGGAAGUGGCGCAAUCAAGUUCCGAGGUGUCUUUCAUGACCUGCCGUUCGGUCUGCAGACACACACUUAUGCGCCUGCAAAUGUCGACUUGCGCAACAAGUGGCAGAUUUGCGGAAACCAGCCUGGUGAACCACCAGAGCCGAAAGAGCUGGGCUCUGGUGCGCCGCCGGAGGGGCUCUACAUACGCGAGGAUGUGGAGAUCAAGUGCAACGUCACCAUGAUUAACUUCGUCAAGAAGGAAAUGAAGGCGGCUGCGAAGGUCAUGGUAGAGCGGUUAGUAAAGAAGGCUGAAUUACUCGAUUCAGGAGCAUUGCAAGCGAUGAUGGAGAACGGUCGGUUGAAGACGGUCAACCCAGCAGAUCGCUCAGCGUUCGGUCAGUCGCCCCAGCCAUCGCCAACGCAGCCCUACCAGAUGCCCAUGUCACCACACAGGCAGAGUCAGCAAUACGCGCAGCCCGAUCAUCAAAACGGCCCGCCCGUGCCGCCGAAGCAGCUCCUAGGCACCAACGACGUAGUGAUGGAACUACCAGGCGACUUCUACCACCCUCAAUCAUCUCCCUCUUACCUACACCCGCACGAUAAUCGUACCUCCACUGUUUCUGAGCCAUCCCAGUACUCACCCCAGCAACAAGAUGUGCGCUGGUCGACUGCGUCGCACAGCACCGUCAGCUCACGCCCAAGCUCCUAUGCGCCGUCAGAAGGUAUGCGGUCGCCAGGCUUAGAGCAAAAGGCAUUUGCGGCCGAGUUGCCGACCAUGGAGGAGACCAAAGAAGAGCAUGACGUGAGACAGAGACGAGAGAGCGACCACAGAGGCCAGCAGAAAUACACGUACAAUCCGCAGGAUUAUGCACGGACACAACAACAGUAUGCAACAGCGCCGCCAUAUCCGGUAUAUGGGCAACACCCACAACGAUAA